Messenger RNA from Funneliformis caledonium, 642 nucleotides. Lineage: Eukaryota; Fungi; Glomeromycota; Glomeromycetes; Glomerales; Glomeraceae. The record is from the annotation of a GenBank genome assembly.
AUGUCAAACGCUCAAGAAUAUAUAGAAUUAAAUUUUCCUAAAAAUGUUGUUGUAGAUAAGAAUUUAGAAGGACAUUUAGAUUUAUCAGAAUAUCCUAAUUUAAUCUGUGUAGACAUUGGAAUCAACUCUCGAUUGACAAGUUUAAAACUUGCUCACUCGAACCCAAUUACUUGGAUGAGCCUCUUUGAAGUUCAAGAUUUGCAAAGCCAGAAACAACAAAUUAUCAAUGAUCAACAAACUCCGAUAAACCAACUUCAACAAUUGUCCAAUAUAACCUUUCCUAAUAGUCCGUAUAAUUUCACUAAACUCGAACAGGAAAUUAUCCGACUUAAAGUCCAAGAAUUAGCACCGCAAGUAAGAAAUGAAAGCACGAAGCUGGCUCAGUUAAUUACUGAAACAAAAAGCAAAGCGGGCCAUUUUUCUCUUGUAGUUGACUUACUCUUAGAAAAUCAAAAGCAAAUCGUGCAAAGUAACGAAACUUCCCAGCGAGAUAAAUUUAGUGCCAAAAUGGAAGCUUACCAGACCAUUCUUAUAAACAAUUUAGCCGAAGAAGAGCUUCAAAAACUAUUAAACAAACAAACAGAAGUCUUGAAAUUAGAAGAGCACAUAGAAAGUUUACAACAAAAUCUGACCAGGCAAUAA